This is a messenger RNA of Nerophis ophidion (straightnose pipefish), 4372 nucleotides long. RefSeq names its product exportin 7 (gene xpo7). Lineage: Eukaryota; Metazoa; Chordata; Actinopteri; Syngnathiformes; Syngnathidae. The record is from RefSeq and is a predicted model, not a curated record. Gene Ontology annotation, molecular function: nuclear export signal receptor activity; small GTPase binding. Gene Ontology annotation, biological process: protein export from nucleus. Gene Ontology annotation, cellular component: cytoplasm; nuclear pore. The transcript has 27 exons. The coding region runs from base 94 to 3447 and encodes 1117 amino acids.
CCGCUUCAGUUGUGGACGCCGCUUGCAAUGUCGCGCGACCGCCAGCAGGGGCGCCGUUGUCUGCUUGAAUAGCCAUAAGCGGGGGAGAGGUGCAUGAAAUGGAGAAAAAUGGCGGAUCAUGUGCAGGGCCUCGCCCAGCUAGAGAUCCUGUGCAAGCAGCUGUAUGAGACCACGGACACCACCGUGCGGCACCAGGCUGAGAAGGCCCUGGUGGAGUUCACCAACAGUCCAGACUGCCUCAGCAAGUGUCAGCUGUUGCUGGAAAGAGGAAGUUCGUCGUACUCUCAGCUGCUGGCCGCCACCUGCUUGUCCAAACUGGUGUCUCGGACCAGCAACCCAUUGCCUCUCGAACAACGCAUCGACAUCCGGAACUAUGUGCUGAACUACCUGGCCACGCGGCCCAAGUUGGCCGCCUUCGUGACGCAGGCACUCAUCCAGCUGUAUGCCCGGAUCACCAAGCUGGGCUGGUUCGACUCUCAGAAGGACGACUUCGUCUUCAGGAAUGUCAUCGCCGACGUUACGCGCUUCCUACAGGACAGCGUGGAGCACUGCAUCAUCGGCGUCACCAUCCUCUCCCAGUUGACCAACGAGAUCAACCAGGUAAGGGCGGCGAAUCUCGCCGAACCUCGCUCAAUGCCGCACGUGCAAAUCGUUCACUGCCGUGCCUCAUUUCCACAGGCGGACACGACGCACCCGCUGACCAAACACAGAAAGAUAGCGUCGUCCUUCCGAGACUCCUCCCUCUUUGACAUCUUCACGCUCUCCUGCAACCUCCUCAAACAGGCGUCCGGGAAGAACCUCAACCUGAAUGAUGAGUCCCAGCAUGGCCUCCUCAUGCAGCUGCUCAAGCUGAGCUACAACUGCCUCAACUACGACUUCAUCGGAACGUCCACCGACGAGUCCUCAGACGACCUCUGCACCGUGCAGAUCCCGACGUCGUGGCGAUCAGCGUUCCUGGACUCUUCCACCCUGCAGCUCUUUUUCAACUUGUAUCAUUCCAUACCGCCAUCGCUCUCCCCAUUGGUGUUGUCAUGUCUAGUCCAGAUAGCUUCUGUCAGGAGGUCCCUCUUCAACAAUGCGGAGAGAGCAAAGUUCCUCUCACACCUGGUGGACGGAGUGAAGAGAAUACUGGCCAACCCUCAGUGUCUGCCCGACCCAAACAACUACCAUGAGUUCUGUCGGCUCUUGGCGAGGCUGAAGAGCAACUACCAGCUGGGCGAGCUGGUUAAAGUGGAGAACUACCCUGAAGUCAUCCGCCUCAUCGCCAACUUCACCGUCACCAGUUUGCAGCACUGGGAGUUUGCACCCAACAGCGUCCACUACCUGCUCAGUCUGUGGCAGCGUCUGGCGGCGUCCGUCCCUUACGUCAAAGCCACAGAGCCACACCUGCUGGAGACCUACACCCCCGAAGUCACCAAGGCCUACAUCACAUCCCGACUGGAGUCGGUCCACGUCAUCCUCAGAGAUGGCCUGGAGGACCCGCUUGAUGACGCUGGGCUGGUGCAGCAGCAGUUGGACCAGCUGUCCACCAUCGGCAGGUGUGAGUACGAGAAGACGUGUGCUCUUCUGGUCCAGCUCUUCGACCAGGCGGCACAGAGCUACCAGGAGCUGCUGCAGUCCACCAACUCCAGCGCCGCCGACAUCACUGUGCAGGAGGGUCGUUUGACGUGGUUGGUUUACAUCAUCGGGGCUGUGAUCGGCGGCCGGGUGUCAUUUGCCAGUACUGACGAGCAAGACGCCAUGGACGGCGAGUUAGUGUGUCGGGUUCUGCAGUUAAUGAACCUGACAGACUCACGGCUGGCCCAGGCAGGAAACGAGAGGCUGGAGCUCGCCAUGCUCAGCUUCUUCGAGCAGUUCAGAAAGAUCUACAUUGGCGACCAGGUGCAGAAAUCCUCCAAGCUUUAUCGUCGACUUUCGGAAGUUCUUGGCUUAAAUGACGAGACGAUGGUUCUGAGCGUCUUCAUUGGGAAAAUCAUCACAAACUUGAAGUACUGGGGCCAAUGUGAACCCAUCACCUCCAAGACCCUCCAGCUGCUCAACGAUCUUUCUUUAGGGUACAGUAGUGUCAGGAAGUUGGUGAAGCUCAGUGCGGUCCAGUUCAUGCUCAACAAUCACACGAGCGAGCACUUCUCCUUUCUGGGUGUCAACAACCAGUCAAACUUGAGCGACAUGAGAUGUCGUACCACUUUCUACACGGCACUGGGGCGCCUCCUCAUGGUGGAUCUGGGUGAAGAUGAGGAGCAGUUUGAACAGUUCAUGCUUCCCCUGACGGUGGCCUUUGAAGCCGUGGCCCAGAUGUUGAGCACUAGCACCUUCAACGAGCAGGAGGCCAAGAGAACUUUGGUGGGUUUGGUGCGAGAUUUACGAGGUAUCGCGUUCGCCUUUAAUGCCAAGACCAGCUUCAUGAUGCUUUUUGACUGGAUAUACCCAGCCUACAUGCCCAUCCUGCAGCGGGCCAUCGAGCUGUGGUACCACGACCCGGCAUGCACCACGCCUGUGCUCAAACUCAUGGCUGAGCUGGUUCACAACAGAUCUCAGCGGCUCCAGUUCGACGUGUCGUCGCCAAACGGCAUCCUGCUUUUCCGAGAAACCAGCAAGAUGAUCACAACCUACGGCAAUCGCAUCCUGACGCUGGGCGACGUCCCGAAGGACCAGGUGUACAGCGUGAAGCUGAAAGGGGUCAGCGUGUGCUUCGCCAUGCUGAAGGCGGUGCUCAGCGGGAACUACGUCAACUUCGGCGUGUUCCGUCUCUACGGCGACGACGCCCUGGACAACGCCUUACAGACCUUCAUCAAGCUGCUGCUGUCUAUCCCUCACAGCGACCUGCUGGACUAUCCCAAACUCAGCCAGUCCUUCUACUCCCUGUUGGAGGUUCUGACCCAGGACCACAUGAACUUUAUCGCCAGCCUGGAGCCUCACAUGGUCAUGUACAUCCUGUCGUCCAUAUCCGAGGGCCUCACCGCGCUUGACACCAUGGUGUGCACGGGCUGCUGCUCCAGUCUGGACCACAUCGUCACCUACCUGUUUAAGCAGCUGUCCCGCUCCACCAAGAAGCGUCCCACCCCCAUGGCCACGGACGACCGCUUCCUGCACAUCAUGCAGCAGCACCCGGAGAUGAUCCAACAGAUGCUGUCCACGGUCCUGAACAUCAUCAUCUUUGAGGACUGCCGAAACCAGUGGUCCAUGUCCCGACCCCUCUUAGGCCUCAUCCUCCUCAACGAGAAGUACUUUGCCGACCUGAGGAACAGCAUCGUCAACAGCCAGCCUCCAGAGAAGCAGCAGGCCAUGCACUUGUGUUUUGAGAACCUCAUGGAAGGAAUCGAACUCAACCUCCUUACCAAGAACAGAGACAGGUUCACUCAGAACUUGUCGGUGUUCCGGCGGGAGGUCAACGACAGCAUGAAGAACUCUACGUACGGCGUCAACAGCAACGACAUGAUGAGCUGACAUUCCACGCGGCCGAGUCCUACCCAGCAGCAGAUGGAGUACCGCGGCCCGCCCCCGCACGACCCCCGCCUCGUGCCCCCCACCCCACAGGUUCAUUGAUAAUAUUCAGCCAAUAAGCGCCUGUGUCACAUCACCCCGCCCCCUCCUUUUUGAUAUGAGCAUAUAUAAAUAUAUACAGAUCUAUUUUAACGCCAGUCAGCUUCGGUUGCACGAGGAAGAUUGGGGAGGGAGGGGGGGUGGCGUGUGGCAGCAGCGGGUCGGGACGGGGCGAGGGUCGGACGUAGUCAUCUGCUUCUGCCUGCCUUGUAUAGAAAAGGACACAAGUGUACAUUUUGUUUGGUAACAUUUUCCACAAUGUUUCUAUGAUGCGUGAUUGAGCUUUUUACGGCGUAGGACUUAGCCGGCGGAGUCGGUCCCUGGCCACCGGGUUCAAAGUGAAGUAGAAACCAAAACGGCCAGUCUCGGAGGAUCACACGGCUACUUCCUGUAGCUCUCACUGACCCUUUUACCAGCGCCUCCCACCACCGGGGGAGGGGGCGUGGGGUGCAGCUCAGCUCACUUCCAAACCCUCUCGCAAGAUCCCGAUGGCGCUUUGUGGACCCGUGGAGCGUCUCGACUGAUCGGAGCGCUGCUUCCACCGUUUUUACUUUCUGGAUUCCUCGGAGCGGGUUGUGGUCAUUUUUGGUGUGUGUGAGCGUGCGUGUGUGUGUGUGUGUGUGUGUGUGUGUGUGUGUAUGCCCCGUGACGGCAACACUAGCGCCCCCUGGAGGAAGUCGGUCUAGUGGCAGGAAGGUCGUCGGGCGUUCACGGUGCGCGGUUCCCGCCUGGUGGGUGUUUACUUCCUGGUUUGUGACUGAAUGUGUUUGGAAGUCUGCUCGUGUAGUGUCAGCAUUGUGACUGCAAAUAAACCUCAUCAUUUUUACUA